GUCGGCAUCUGGCUCGGCAUAAAAUCUCGCGAGAAAAAAUCUAGAGCGGGCUUUGAAAAAUGGCGGACGAAGUGGACCAGCAACAAACCACUAAUACUGUAGAAGAGCCCUUGGACCUCAUCAGACUCAGUCUUGAUGAACGAAUUUACGUGAAAAUGAGGAAUGACCGAGAACUUCGAGGCAGAUUACAUGCUUAUGACCAGCAUUUAAAUAUGAUUUUGGGUGACGUUGAAGAAACUGUGACAACAAUAGAGAUUGAUGAAGAAACCUAUGAAGAGAUUUAUAAAUCCACCAAAAGGAAUAUUCCAAUGCUCUUUGUCAGAGGAGAUGGAGUUGUACUUGUUGCUCCUCCAUUGAGGGUCGGCUGAAACCAUGAAAAAUGAUCUUUUGGAAAGUGUUGGACCUCAAGAUAUGGCUUCUUCUCCCCUUAAAUAUUAAGACUCCACGCAUAAUUUUACAGGAGACUUUCCAACCCUGACUAUGUGUUCUGAAUUCACAAGCUCAUUUGAAAAAUAAGUGAUGUAAAAGUGUUUUCCUGGAAUAAUUUAAAUACAUUGUCUUCUGUAUCAAAUCGGUGGAUUUAACUUCUUAGUUAACACAGCCACUGCACUCUUUUUUUUUUAAAUAAAAACUUGUUAUCUUA
Molecule: messenger RNA, 643 nt
Organism: Elgaria multicarinata webbii
Lineage: Eukaryota; Metazoa; Chordata; Lepidosauria; Squamata; Anguidae
Gene: LSM3
Product: LSM3 homolog, U6 small nuclear RNA and mRNA degradation associated
Exons: 4
Coding region: 60-368 (102 amino acids)
Biological process (GO): mRNA splicing, via spliceosome; P-body assembly
Cellular component (GO): U4/U6 x U5 tri-snRNP complex; catalytic step 2 spliceosome; U6 snRNP
Molecular function (GO): RNA binding
Source: RefSeq, a predicted model, not a curated record